Messenger RNA from Dufourea novaeangliae, 2198 nucleotides. Its product is annotated as UBX domain-containing protein 4. Lineage: Eukaryota; Metazoa; Arthropoda; Insecta; Hymenoptera; Halictidae. The coding region runs from base 114 to 1700 and encodes 528 amino acids. The transcript has 7 exons. Gene Ontology annotation, molecular function: protein binding. The record is from RefSeq and is a predicted model, not a curated record.
GCUUUUGAAACGUCAAGUGCUAUAUAAAAUUCCUAGUGAUUAAACUGCUUUUUCAUUACGUCAUUGUCAAUUGAUAGUACAACGGAACACAAAUAUUUCUAAUUUCACAAAAAAUGAAGUGGUUCGAAGGUAGCAUUACGGAAGCAGUGGCAACAUCAAAAUCGAGGAAAGCAAUUUUCGUCGUUUUUGUUGAAGGAAAAGAUGACACUUCUGCACAAGUUGCUGAAUCGAUCAAUACUACAGAAGUUUCUUGUAGAUUGGAACAAGAUGACGUUGUAGCAAUUCGAUUGGAAAGUGGGUCUGAAAACUAUAGGUUCUUUGCCCAAAUUUAUCAAUUGGUACCUGUUCCAUCUAUAUUCUUCAUUAGUACUAAUGGCACACCAUUGGAGAUUAUUGCUGGUACAACAACUGCCGCUGAUUUAAUAACCAAAAUUGAGUUAGUUUUAUCAAAGGCAAGGAAGAAUGAAAAUUCUUCUAUGAAUUUAAUAGAUGCAGAGAAAAAAGCUACUGCCAGUAGCGGUACUAUUAAUUCCAAUACAAAUGCCGGUAGCAGUGUAGAUCUUAAAAAUGAUAACAAAACAAAGUCAAAUACAGAUGUACCUUUAUCACAAACAACUUUAAAAAAUGAGAAUAGUAUUGUAACAACAGAAGAUGUAAAGGUAGAGCCUUGUACCGCUUUAAAAACCACCGAAGCUUCAGUUUCCAAUAGUGAGACACAAGAUGCAAGUACCAAAGAAUUGUCACCAGAAGAAAAAGUGGAAAGAGCAAAGCAGUUGAUAGAAUUGCAACGUGUACAGCAUGUAGAGGAAGAAAAACAAAAAGAAAAAGAGAGGGAAAUAGAGCGACGUAAAAUUGGACGUGAUGUCCAGAAAAUGAGACAAAAACAACAAGAUUUAGAAAUAAAACAAGCUCAUGACGAAAGAUUAAGGGAAAAAGCUGCCGAUGCAGCAGCCAGGGAAAAGGUUAGGCAACAAAUCGCUCAGGAUAAAUUAGAAAGAAAACAAAGGGAGUCAGCUAUCCAGCAACAAAUGCAGAAACAACAAGGCCAAGAGCCACCUAAACUGUAUGCGCCGAUUGCAAGUGAUGCAUCCGUAACUAGAAUUCAGUUCAAAUUGCCAUCCGGUAGUCCUCACAUGGGACAAUUUGAACCAACAAAUACUUUACGCGAUUUGCGUAAUUAUGUUGUCCAGAACAUCGAUUUACCAUUCCGUCAGUUUGCGAUGUCUAUCUCAUUUCCCAGAAGAGACUUGACAGCUGAAGAAGAUAAUAAAACUCUUUUACAACUAGAACUGGUUCCCACAGCUGUGAUUUUAAUUCUACCGUUGAAAAAUCCUAAUGUCACGGCAAUUGAGAGCUCAACACCAGACGUUGGUUUCUUAUCACGAUUUAUGUGGUCCUUUGUCGCGCCUGUCAUGUACGUGUACAACUAUAUGAUAGGUUACUUCUCAGGAGGUACGCGGCAAAAUACACAGAGACCCCAGAACAGCUCCCCCGAGAAUGUUGACGCGGAGGAGAAUAGUUCAGACGGAAUUAUACCAAACCUACGAAAUGUUCCGACAUCUGGUUUGGUCAGAAGAUAUUUGGGUUCUCAAGGGGGGACAACCAUCAAAACCGAGGGGCAUAUACAUAGACUUCAUUCAGGUGGGGAAGAUAAUGAUGAAAAUAAUACAUGGAACGGGAAUUCGACGCAACAAAUGUAGUUUUAUCUCGGAUCCGUUCGAGUUCCGAUGAGUUUAGUUGUUUUAAUUAACCGAACUACCCAACAAGUUUAAUUAGAAAUAUAUUUUGUUAAACUUUUACACUUCUUUUUUUUUUUUCGAUCUAUUGCACCGAAAUUAAACAUUGUGUUUCACGAUAUAAUCACGAUACAAGAAACGAACCGUUUAUUUGUGUGAAAUGUAACUUUGAACAAAUACUUGGUGCUCUACACUUCGAUAUCACUGUAUCAGAUCGAUAUACAAUUAUUUUAAUCACAAGUGAUACAAGGACCAAACGCAGCGAACUAACUGCGUUGCAACAGGUACACCAAAAGAUCGCGAAGAUAUAACCUUGUAUCCCUAAUACGAUUGUCAGAAUAUCUGAAGAUUUUAAUUUAUGUUCAAUGAUAUUCUUAAAGGAAAUUAUUUUAUUAUUCUACUCUAAUCAAAGUAAUUAUUCUAUAUUUUCGGAUGGUAACACGAGACGCAUUGAGUGUAGCA